CCUAUCAAAACAUUUCCUAAGCUUUGCCGAGAAUCGAAAACGGGAAAGACGUUUUUUAAUUUUGACAUUGACAGUUACGAUAAUUGUUAUUCUACAUUGUUUAUAAAUAGAAUAUUUAUUUUCACUGGAAUGGAAAAUGGAUCUUCAGUUUAUUUCUGCGAUGAAAAAAUACGAGCCAUGUCCUGGAUGGUAUUGUGGUAGACAGUUACUGGAAAAUCAUGAAUUGAGCGAUUGUGGGUCCUGUCCUAGAGGAUACAGAAGGAAUGAAACAACAUUUAUAUGUAUGCCAUGUACAGAUAGCCUCACAUUUUAUGAUUGGCUAUAUUUAGGAUUUAUAGUGAUUUUUCUAUUAAUAUUACAUUGGUUUUUCAUUGAUAUGGUUUCAAUGCGAAGAAGUUUCAGCAAACCUGGUUUAAUUCUACAUUUGACUGCAACUUUUGAAGUUAUUAUCUCUAGUAUUUUGUCACUUCUAAUAGUACAUCCAUUUGGGAGUCUUGAAAUUAAAAGCUGUGCUGUUAGGUCCAUGGCAGACUGGUAUACCCUUCUACAUAAUCCAAAUCCUUAUUAUACAGAAACAGUUCACUGCACUCAAGAAGCUGUAUAUCCUAUGUAUUCUAUAGUGUGUUUAUUUUAUGCAUUGAAUCUGGCCUGUAUGCUUUUAUUACGUCCAUGGGUGUGUAAAAAAAUCAGUUUGAGUCGCAGUACAAUGUCUAUUUAUGCAGCCAUGUAUUACUUACCAAUUCUAGGAGUUUCCCAUGCUCUGAUUGGAGGCCUUUUAUAUUAUGCAUUUCCCUAUUUGAUAGUUGUUAUGUCCGUCAUAUCCUGUGCAGCACAUUUUGCGUUUACUAUUAAUCAAACUGUUUUCUCGUUAAUAACCACGACAUUGUAUAGUCCUAGAAACGUGAUUAUUCUACUUGGACAUUGGUGUUUACAUGCAUAUGGCAUUAUUGCAAUCACCGAGUUUGUGGAGCCCCUGUUCCAUUCUUUGUUGAUAUUAUUGGUUCCUUUUCCUACCCUGUUCUACAUUCUCACAGCCAGAUUUACUAAUCCUAAGAAAUUCGAUAAAAGCUAAUAGUGGAAUGAAAAAAUAAUUUUGGUGUGAUAGUAACAAUUUUCCAUUUGGACGCAAAAUGAAAUUCUCUCAAUUUCAAGACUGUUGUGGAUAUUGGCUGAAGGGUUAUUCUACAAAGAAUAGAAUGUGAUUUAUCAUCUAUUCUACAUUACUUCGACUGUACCGAUCUAUUCUAAGUGAAAAUUAGCCAAACCUUUCAAAUUCUGUGAUAGAGAUUAAAUUGUUUAAUUAUUCGAUUA
Coccinella septempunctata (seven-spotted ladybird) is the source of this 1311-nucleotide messenger RNA. RefSeq names its product JNK1/MAPK8-associated membrane protein. Gene Ontology annotation, cellular component: membrane. Gene Ontology annotation, molecular function: ubiquitin protein ligase binding. Lineage: Eukaryota; Metazoa; Arthropoda; Insecta; Coleoptera; Coccinellidae. Gene Ontology annotation, biological process: response to unfolded protein. The record is from RefSeq and is a predicted model, not a curated record. Bases 137 to 1072 code for a protein of 311 amino acids. The transcript is spliced from 4 exons.